AUGGACUCAGAAGCCAAUUUUUUAAUGAAAAUAAUAAAAUUAAUAAAAGACAUUUUUUUUAAUGACAAUCUCGAAGUACUAGAGUCUGAAGACAAUGUUGAAAAUGUUCCAAUAGUUUCAACUCCACAGGCUUUACCGAGUGCUUCACAUUUUCAUGGCGAAUCUAGCUCCCAACCUGGCUAUUCUGAUAAAAGAAAAAAAAGAAAAAUAAAUGACGAAGAAAAACAUCAGUCUACUAUGAGUUUAUUACAACAGGCUUCUUCAUUGCUAGGUCAGGAAACUUCAACGGAAGCACUAGACCAUAUUGGAAAUUUUGCACAGUAUGCUACUACAGGGCCCGCUCUAGGGACGGACGACCCGGACAUUAUUUUGUCUGGGGCCGCAAAAAUAAAAGUCGGCCUUUUUGGUGUGAUAAUGGUUGGAUCAGAAUUGAGGAAUAUCAAGAGCCCUCAAAUUCUUAACAAACUCAAGAGGAGUAUAUCGCAACUGUUGUUCGAUGCACAAGACGAAGAUCAGAAUCAUCAGUUUUAA
This is a messenger RNA of Ceutorhynchus assimilis (cabbage seed weevil), 531 nucleotides long. NCBI's taxonomy places the organism in Eukaryota, Metazoa, Arthropoda, Insecta, Coleoptera, Curculionidae. The record is from the annotation of a GenBank genome assembly.